Messenger RNA from Carlito syrichta (Philippine tarsier), 7037 nucleotides. RefSeq names its product OTU deubiquitinase 4 (gene OTUD4). Gene Ontology annotation, molecular function: K63-linked deubiquitinase activity; cysteine-type deubiquitinase activity. Bases 91 to 3231 code for a protein of 1046 amino acids. The record is from RefSeq and is a predicted model, not a curated record. Gene Ontology annotation, biological process: protein deubiquitination; negative regulation of interleukin-1-mediated signaling pathway; negative regulation of toll-like receptor signaling pathway. The transcript has 21 exons. NCBI's taxonomy places the organism in Eukaryota, Metazoa, Chordata, Mammalia, Primates, Tarsiidae.
UGUUACUAUGGGGUAUGUUCACACCGACCCACCCCCAGACCUUACCAUUAGUAGGUAUUGCACUCUCAGUCUCGCCAUGUUGAAGUCAGAAUGGCCUGUAUUCACUAUCUUCGAGAGAACAGAGAGAAAUUUGAAGCGUUUAUAGAAGGGUCAUUUGAAGAGUAUUUAAAGCGUUUGGAAAAUCCACAGGAAUGGGUAGGACAAGUGGAAAUAAGUGCCCUUUCUCUUAUGUACAGGAAAGAUUUUAUAAUUUAUCGGGAACCAAAUGUUUCUCCUUCACAAGUAACUGAAAAUAAUUUUCCUGAAAAGGUAUUGCUGUGUUUUUCAAAUGGAAAUCAUUAUGAUAUUGUCUACCCCAUAAAGUAUAAAGAUAGCUCUGCUAUGUGUCAGUCUCUCCUUUAUGAAUUGCUGUAUGAGAAGGUAUUUAAAACUGAUGUCAGUAAAAUCGUGAUGGGACUAGAUACCUCGGAAGUAGCUGAUGAAGACAAGAAUGAAAUAUCAGAUUCAGAGGAUGACAGUUGCAAGAGUAAAACUACUGCUAAUGAUGUGAAUGGAUUUAAACCUUUGUCAGGAGACGAGCACUCCAAGAACAAUGGGAACUCUACUGGCCUUCCUUUGUCUAGAAAGGUCCUUAAGUCCCUUAAUCCAGCAGUCUAUAGAAAUGUGGAAUAUGAAAUUUGGCUGAAGUCUAAACAAGCUCAACAAAAACGUGAUUAUUCCAUUGCUGCUGGCUUACAAUAUGAAAUUGGAAAUAAAUGUCAAGUUAGGUUGGAUCACAAUGGAAAAUUUUCUAAUGCAGACAUUCAAGGGGUUCACUCUGAAAAUGGACCAGUUUUGGCUGAAGAACUGGGAAAAAAGCAUGUAUCAAAGAACCUCAAAGCAGCUCCUCAAGAAAGCUGGAACACAGUGUCCGGGAAGAAGAUGAAAAAACCUUCCACUUCUGGACAAAAUUUCCAUUCUGACAUGGAUUACAGAGGGCCAAAGAAUUCAAGCAAGCCAACAAAAGCCCCAUCAGCACUACCUCCUCGACUGCAGCAGCCUUCGGGAGUAAGACAACACUCAUUCUCUAGUCAUUCUUCAGGGUCACAGUCUCAGAAAUCCUCCAGUGAGCACAAAAAUCUUAGCAGGACACCCUCACAGAUUAUAAGAAAACCUGAUCGUGAGAGAGUUGAGGAUUUUGAUCACACAAGUCGAGAAUCUAACUAUUUCGGCCUUUCCCCAGAAGAGCGCAGAGAGAAGCAAGCUAUAGAAGAAUCUCGCUUACUCUAUGAGAUUCAGAACAGAGAUGAACAGGCUUUCCCAGCUCUUUCCAGCUCAUCAGUCAGUCAUUCAACUUCUCAGAGUAGCAACCCAUGCAUCCAGAGAAAAUCAUCACAUGGAAGCGAUCGGAAAGGAAGCAGGCGGAGAAUAGAUACAGAAGAACGAAAAGACAGAGACUCUCUCCAUGGACAUAGUCACUUGGAUAAAAAACCUGAGCCAAGCACAUUGGAGAAUAUUAACAAUGAUAAAUGUGCAACAGUUUCAUCACCAUCAAAGUCAAAGAAAUUAGAGUGCUCCUCUCCUGCUGAACAAAAGCCAGCAGAACAUGUGUCUUUGUCAAACCCAGCUCCCCUUCUGGUUUCUCCAGAGGUACAUCUAACUCCUGCGGUGCCUUCUUUACCAGCCACUGUGCCAGCCUGGCCAAGUGAACCUACAACUUUUGGACCAACAGGUGUUCCUGCUCAGAUUCCCAUCUUGUCAGUGACACAGACUCUGACCACUGGACCUGAUUCUGCUGUAUCCCAAGCUCAUUUGACACCCUCUCCUGUUCCCGUGUCAAUACAAGCAGUCAACCAGCCCUUGAUGCCUUUGCCUCAGACGUUGAGCCUUUACCAAGACCCACUCUAUCCUGGGUUUCCUUGUAAUGAAAAGGGAGAUCGAGCCAUCGUACCACCUUACUCACUGUGUCAGACUGGGGAGGACCUGCCUAAAGAUAAGAACAUUCUUCGAUUCUUCUUCAAUCUUGGCGUGAAGGCAUACAGUUGUCCAAUGUGGGCCCCACAUUCUUACCUGUACCCUCUGCACCAGGCCUACAUGGCAGCCUGCAGGAUGUACCCAAAGGUCCCUGUCCCUGUGUAUCCUCAUAAUCCUUGGUUCCAGGAAGCUCCUUCUGCUCAGAAUGAAAGUGAUUGCACCUGUACUGAUGCCCACUUUCCUAUGCAGACUGAGGCCAGUGUUAAUGGCCAAAUACCACAGCCAGAGAUUGGACCGCCGACAUUUUCUUCACCUCUGGUUAUCCCUCCAUCUCAGGUGUCUGAAAGUCAUGGACAGUUGUCUUACCCAGCUGAUAUUGAAUCUGAGAACCCUGGGCAGCUUCUUCAUGCUGAUUAUGAAGAAUCACUAAGUGGCAAGAAUAUGUUCCCACAGCCGUCCUUCGGACCCAAUCCAUUCUUAGGCCCGGUUCCUAUUGCACCUCCUUUCUUUCCCCAUGUUUGGUAUGGAUACCCUUUUCAGGGAUUCAUAGAAAAUCCAGUCAUGAGGCAGAAUAUUGUCCUGCCCUCUGAUGAGAAAGGAGAAUUGGAUCUGUCCCUGGAAAAUCUGGAUCUCUCUAAAGAAUGUGGUCCAGUUUCAGCCGUAGAUGAGUUUCCAGGAGCCAGGGGUGAAGGCACACAUUCACUCACAGAAGCAAGCGUGAGCAGUAAGCGUGAAGGCCGGGCGGAGCAGUCCUCCCAGACGCAAAAGGCAGACCUUGCGCCAGCGUCUGUCCCUCCUCUAGCAGAGGGGAAGGCGCAUCCUCCCACACAGAUUCUAAACAGAGAGAGAGAAACGGUGCCUGUGGAACCUGAGCCUAAAAGGACCCUUCAGAGUCUGAAAGAAAAACCAGAAAAGAUGAAAGAUCCUAAGACUACUGCUGAUGUGGUCAGCCCUGGGGCCAACUCUGUGGAUAGCAGAGUGCAAAGACCAAAAGAAGAGAGUUCAGAAGAUGAAAAUGAAGUGUCUAAUAUUUUGAGAAGUGGUAGAUCCAAGCAGUUCUAUAACCAGACUUAUGGAGGCAGGAAGUACAAAAGCGAUUGGGGCUAUUCUGGUAGAGGUGGAUAUCAGCAUGUGAGGGGUGAGGAGUCCUGGAAAGGGCAGCCAAGCAGAAGCCGGGAGGAAGGUUAUCAGUACCACCGCAACAUCAGAGGACGACCUUACAGGGGAGAUAGGAGGAGAUCAGGAAUGGGAGAUGGCCACCGGGGACAACACACUUGAUGGUGGUUGCUAGAGUGUUUUCAAGCGGAAACUCUUUGUUAGGUAGAAUGUUUCUGAAGGCUUUAAAAAAAGACGUUGAAAUAAAAACCCAAAUUGGAACAUUCUCCCUCCCGCCCCCUUCACUUCCGUACUGGACAAGAGAUUUUGGGCGUGAGUUCAAGGGGGCAGGUGAAUUCCUGGCAUUGCCGGUUUUCUUCAUUCAGAUCUGUUUGAUUUAUUUAUCAGGUGACUGCCCCCAUAAAAAGUAGAAGAUAAGUUUGUUAAAGUAUUUUUUAUAAACAGCUUAAUAUAAAACAUUAUAGAUUUAGUGUUUGGUUUUUUUCCCUUAUAUAAGUUUGAUUUCAUACGUUGGAAAUGUGUGCUUUAUAGUGUUUACUAAAGUGACAAAAUAUACCAUUUGACACACUAUAGAUUCCAAACAUAACAUUGCACCAAAUAGAAAUGUAUAUUUUAUUAUGCAAUGCCUUAGUCAUAAACUGGGCUCAAACAAUUCUCAGCCUAAAACACUGUUGUCUUUUAAAAUGCUUCCAACCCAAAGGCCUUUCAUCUCAAUAUCUGUCAAACUUGAAUAAUGUCUUCUCUUUAAUAUUACACAUAAGGCAGCCUAUUAACCUGUGUCUUAGAAAUGUUGUAUAUAGUUCUUUUAAUAUUCAUAGGGUAUAUUUUUGAAUUUUGGUGAGUAUUUGUUGAACUUGAGCUCACAUAUAAGGAGAUGUUUAAGGAAUAGUAGGAAAUCCAAUGAAAUGGCUGUUUCCACCAAGAAUUCUUAGCACUGGUGUAAAUAUCAUGGUGCCUACUCGAAUGAAAUGUAGAUGCUAUGCAUUUUGAAAAUAAUCUGCAUCUGUUAGAACUGCAGAAGUUUUUUAAUGCCACUUUAACACUAAUGCACUGACAGAUUCUAAAUAUUUUGUGAGAAGAAACGUUAAAAAUUUUUAGCUUGACAGGUUUCUAUAGAGAGUUACUAUGUUUCGUUUUUCUCCUUGCACCACUGGUUGUAUAUCACUUCACAUUUGCAUGUCAACUUGUCAUGGCUGGAACUAUUGUACAAAAAAUGAUUGUGACUUCUAGUUAUUUUCUAGAGGAUGCUGCUAGAAAAUGGUUUUGCUUUGCAUUUCGUAGCUGGUUACCUUUAGGUACAUGUCUUUGAUCCUGCUUCCUUCCAGUCCUUGCAGUAUUACACUAGCGGUUCCCUGUGCAUGUUGCACCCUGUUCCCAUUUGGAGAUUGGACUCCCUGAAUUAACACAGUAUUCAUUCACCUGUGUUACUUUGUAAAAAUAAUUGUCGCUUAUAUUAUCUGUACACACCAAUGUGAAAAGCUACCCUUUUAAAAAUGUUGAGAUUACCUUUUGAUCAGGAAGUUUGAGUGCUAUGCAAAUAACAGUAGUAAUUUCUCUUUGCAUGUCAUAUGUAAUAUACCUAGCCAAAAAUGGGUGUGGUGGCUUACUUUCUUUUAUUUGAAGCAGGUUACUUUAAAAACAAAUACAAUUCACUUGAAUUUGACAAACUGAAGCAGAUGAGUCUUUUGGGUUCUUUGAUAACCCAUAGGAAUGCUUGGAUGCCAGCUGGGCUCAGUGACUCUCCACUGUACUGUAAUGAUGGUUAUUUACCUCUGUGCUGUCUGUGUAACUGCUGAUUUGAGUAAUGAUUAGCAUCUAGAUAUUUUGUAAUAUAGGAUUUUAGGGAGCACUUUGGAAGAUGACACUUUAUUACGAUGGUGCUAGGUAAGAAUCUGUAUACUAGAGUGGUUGUGUUGAAAAAUGUUGAGAGCGCCCGGCGAAAGGGGUUUGUUGUCACCUUCCAAGCAGGACAGUUCUUGGGGGUCCUGCUUGAGCCAUUCUUCUUUUCUUAAAUCAGGGGCUGAAUUAUGGAACAAGAAGAUGAGAGGGUCCUCUACUUUCAGCCCUUGUGUUUUUAAACGUAGGAUUAGCUUACCUGAUAAUUUCAGUGAAAAUCACAUUUUGAUAUUAAUGCCAGAUUUGAAGGUUCAAUAUAAGUUUGAUCUCAGGAGUCCAAAAGAAAUUGCUGUUUCCAGUGUUUUUGUUUUUUUUGACUGGCGUUUGAUCUCAGUUUUCUGAAAUGUUUAGAAAUCGGAUAGGAAAGAAUACUAUUCAUUUCUUCACUAUCACUCUGUCUUACCUCAAUGGAGUAACAGCUCCUGAAGGAAACACUGAUUUGCUUCCUGUUUCCCAGGCCUCACCUCCAGGCCAUGAUGGAAACAGUGCUGAAAGAGAAUUUUAGCAGAUGGUACUUCUCUCAGUGACCUCUGGAAUAAAAGAACUGACUUUUGAUAGUUCUAAAAUCAUCAGUCUUUGCAUGCAGGUCAGUUUUUUUUUCUUUUUCCUUUAGUUUCUUUCUUUCUUUUUUUUUUUUUUAAUGUUUUAGUCCAGGGGAUUUUGCCUUAUGCUGAGGUCACACUAAGGCCAAGCAAGUUUUUGUCCUCCUUCAUUUUAGCUGUGUGUCAUACUAUAUGUUGACAUAAGGUGUAGUAUUUCUGUGUAAGAGAAUAGAAGCAAAAGUAGAGAACUGAGAACCACUUGUGUUUUGACUUGGAAAUUAUGAAACUUCUUAUAUACAUUUUGAAGAACAAAUGUUUAGACUGACCAAAGCUCACCUGUUCUUUUUGUUUUAGUUAGGUGCUUUGGCUGAACCUGAUUCCAGCCCCCUUUCCUUUUAGUAUAUUGUAUGUAUGUCUCCUCAAGAUCAUUUCCUCUCAGAUAAUUCUCUAACUCUUGCCGUGUGCUCCUUGGCAGCAGGAUGCUGGCAUCUGUAUAGUCUUCGUGCUGUGUGCUGGUAACCCACAAGUUCAUGUUCUUGGCAGACUUAAGGUCAGAUCCUGCCUUGUACCUGGCAGAAGUAGGUUUUCCCAAAUCACAAUGCUCAUACAGCUUAUUUGGUCCAGACUAUGUCUUCUUGCAGUGUGUUGUUUCCUUUGUGACUCAAGGUUGAGUUAAAAUGCCUGUGAACUGCAAACUUGCUUAUGAUUGACUUGGUGCAAUAAAGUUCCUUUCUAACCAUUUCUGGUUUAGGAAACAUUCAGCCAUCCUAGAUACUAGCAAUAUUUAUUUUUGCCUCAUUUGUUUUACCUUCAUUUUUGUAUGAGGUAAACUGUCUUUCACUUAAGGGUACUAAGCAAGGUCCAUUCUAGUGUAGCUGAAGAGAAUGUAUAUUUGGCUACACUAUUUCUGUUUACUGUAUUUUGCUUCGUGUAUGUCUAAAUGCUUUUGUUUUUGUUUAAAAUCUUAAUAAUGGCUCACUUCCAGUAUGUCAAUUUCAAAGAACUAAGGUUUUGCUACUAGUGUCAGCCAUUUACUCACUCAUUAAUUGGGGUUUUUUUUUUUUAAACAAAUUUUUCCCCCUGAAAUACAAGUUUUAGAAAAUCUUAGAAGAGGGUUGGGUGCAUGUCUUAAUGCUGGGAGGCAGCAACUUUGGGGUUGAAUCUACUUGAAUGGAUUAAAAAUUGCAUUGUUACAGAGCUUAGAAGAAAAUUUAUGUAUGAAAAAUAUUAGCCUUACACUGAGUACAAAUAAUACUUAAAAGCAUGUGAAGAUGUGAUCAUUUGUGAUGUUACUUGUAAAAAAAAGUAUACAUAUCUUUUGAAGUGUUGAAAGGAAAAUAGUACUUUAUAUUCUUUAUCAUAUCCCUUUUUGUAAGUGUUGAAUAUAUUCCUGUUUAUUUUUCUAUGUUCUGUUUUGUAGCCUUAAGAAGUGUUCCAAACAUAUCUGAAUGUAUAAAAUAAGAGUAAAUGCCCUACAUGGUGUGAUGCUGCAUUAUAUAUAAAACUGUGUGCAUAUAUUAAAUUUUGUCU